Molecule: messenger RNA, 3678 nt
Organism: Plasmopara halstedii
Lineage: Eukaryota; Oomycota; Peronosporomycetes; Peronosporales; Peronosporaceae
Product: endothelin-converting enzyme metalloprotease family
Exons: 1
Coding region: 1-3678 (1225 amino acids)
Biological process (GO): protein processing
Cellular component (GO): plasma membrane
Molecular function (GO): metalloendopeptidase activity
Source: RefSeq, a predicted model, not a curated record
AUGCCUCAAGUGAACGAGUUCACACCUCUAUUAGUCGAAAGCAGACAACAAAAUCCACCUCUCUUCCAACGUCGCGCGUUGCAGUAUGUGCUCGUAUGCGUGCUUAGUUUCGGCGUCUUGUGCUUCCUUCUGCAGCGAUCGGCUAUCGUCGACGUUGACAACGUGACCGUCUCAUUCAAUGAGACCUCGCCCUCGACCUCGGAUAACGCUGACGAGGUAGCGUUUUGGUCCAGUAUUGACGCUUUUAAAGAUCCUACAGUCGACCCUUGUGUGGAUUUUUACCAAUAUGCAUGCAGUGGAUGGCUCAAGACUCACGAUAUUCCAGUCGAUCGUCCUAUCAUCGAUUCAUCCUUCGACGUGAUAUCCGAGCGCAACAAAGAGACACUUCAAAACAUCUUUGAUCAGAAUCCACCGCAAAUUGGACCCUUGUACCAUUCAUGUCUUAGUGGUCCCGAAGUGGACACUGACGCGGUUCACUAUGUAGCCUCAUUCAUUGAUAAGAUCCACCUUGCCAAUUCAACGCUAGAAUUGAUGACAAUAGCGGGUGAAGUGGAUCAAUCGCUUGGGAUCAGUACAUUCUUUAGUCUUUCGGUCAGUGCUGACCCAAAAGACCCAGAUACUAACGUCCUCCAACUUUCUCAAGGGGGACUCACACUUCCAUCGCGAGAGUAUUAUCUCGAGCCAGACAAAGUGGGUGCGUACGCGAGACUCUUUGUAGACUACGUCACCAAAGUUUUUGCAAUUAAUGACCUUAACGAACACAAUGCAAGUGAGUUUGCCAACUCUGUGCUGGAGACUGAGACGAUAUUUGCCAAGAUCUCACUGCCCGCUGCAGCAUUGAGAAAUCCGUUGACUACCAGUACAGCGUAUCCAUUUCCUGACAUUGCAACGCGAUAUCCAUUUCUAAUGGCAUAUCUUAACGGAAUUUACAAGCUUGAGCCUUUUCCGAUGAUCCAUGCGAUCAUUGCGACGCCUAGUUUCUUUGAUGCACAGAACAAAGUGUUGCAAGAUGAAUCGAGGCUAUCACAGCUUAAAUACUACGUGAGUUUCCAUCUCAUUGACUCAUUAGGGGCACUGUUAGGUGAGUACUUCCGUCGUGCAAGUCAUGAUUUUCAUGGAGCUAUCCAAGGCGCCAAGACUCUUCUUCCUCGUAACCAGUUUUGUGAACGAUUGACUACGAAUUACCUGGGAGAUGAAGUCGGAAAAUACUACAUGCAACAAGUGUUUGGACCUGAUACAAAAGCGGCAGCACAAGCUUUAUUGACAGAGAUUGAAGAGUCAUUGAAAGCUUUGCUACUUACGGAAUCGUGGCUGGAUAAAAUUACAUACGAAGCCGCGGUAGACAAGUUAAAGAAUGUCAAAAACUACAUCGGUGGACCAGACAGUGUAGAGCCGCUUCCAUUUCAGCUGAAACCUGACGCAUUCUUCGACAAUAUGAAAAAAAUUUUGCAGCAAAGUGCAGCUGAGACUAUUCAGUCGAUUAAUAAGCCCGUGGACAAGCAAGCGUGGGAUAUGUUUCCAUCCACAGUGAAUGCGUACUACGAUCCGAGCGCGAACAAGAUGGUUUUCCCAGCAGCGAUCCUGCAGCCUCCCUUUUACAGUGCAGAACACUUUCCAGCGGCAGCAAACUUUGCUAGGAUUGGCAUGGUCAUGGGUCAUGAGCUUUCACACGGAUUUGACGACCAAGGACGCAACUUCGAUGCCAAUGGGACGCUUCGCUCGUGGUGGACACCAUCGGUUUCUAACGAGUUUGCAGCGAAGGCUCAGUGCUUGGUAGCGCAGUAUUCGUCGUUUCCUGUGGUGUCGAGUCAGGACGGCCGUGUGCUUGGAAAUGUCAACGGAAACUUGACGCUUGGUGAAAACAUUGCUGACAAUGGAGGGAUUCGUCUUGCUUUUGAAGCGUAUCAUCUAUGGAAAAGUACAGUCGCUGCUCCUCCAGUCGUGCCACCUAGCACGACGCCAAUUCCUUCCGAAGAACCAGCGAGAACUGAUCCUGUCAAACCAUCGCCUCAAGCGCUACCUCCUGUACCUGAAAUCAAGAUGCCACAACCGACUCCCAGUAAAGUCAAUCCAGUGCCUGUAACUUCGCAACCUGCUGAGCUCAAACCAUCAAACGGCGAGCCGGAGAAAAAGACUACGAAAGAAAAUUCGCCCACGCCAGUUCCAAAGCAACAGCCUGCUACGCCAGAGAUAAAUCCUGCUGCAGCGGUUCCAGCCGUGACUUCUUCACCCAAAAACCCUUCCGUCCCACCUGUCCCAUCUGAUAAGCCGGAUUCCUCUCAGCCUCCCAUCCCAACGCCACUGCCACAAGCUGGUCAAGACCGAAUGCCUGCAACAACCGAGACAAAUCCUCCUUCAUUGAUCCCGCCAACGACUUCGCCAACGACCAAAAGUCCAGAUACACCACGGCCGGUUUCUUCACCUGUCAUCGUGCCUUCGAUACCACCUGCCAACUUCCCGUCUCCAAAUUCUGUUCCAGAAGAAAUACCUGCUUCAUCCAAGCCAGGUACUCCAGCUGGUGUUCCGAUUGUGCCACCUCUAUCAACCGAUACCCCUAGCUCUCCACCCGUCGUGCCUCAUCUUCCUGACACUCCUCCAGGGGGACCAAACGCCUCGCAACAACCCGUACCUGCACCACCACUUGUUCCGGACAUACCACCACCACCCGUUCAGAAGUCACCUUCUGCGGUCGCGCCCCCGCCACAGCCUAUUCCUGAGACGAAACCUUCCACUGAAAUCCCAUCAGUACUGCCUCCACCGACUGCUCCUUCUAGCCCUCCACCCAUUGUGUCUAAGACUCCGACUCCAUCAAGUGUUUCAGAGCCACCCGUUCCGACGUCAGCGCCACCCGUUCCGACGUCAGCGCCACCUACACCUCCGCCAAAAGCAAGAUCAGAAGACACACCUUCCCACAAGAUUACGAAGAACAAGCAUUCGAAUGAACGUGGUGACGGAAGCAAGAAAGACGAGCAUAAUUUAAAAAGUGACAAACACCAUGACAACUCAGCGUCGAAAGAGGAUAAUGCGACGAAGCACAAAAGAGAGCAUGGUGAAAAGAAGAACGAACGAGAUGAGGUGUCGCAUAAGGGUAAGCAUGGUGAGUACGAACAAAAUGAGAGAGAUGACCAUCGCGAAGAAGAGGAUGAAGACCGCAAACAUGAUGAAAAACAUCGUCAUGAUAAGCAUGUGGAGGAAGAGCACGAGAGCAAGAAGCAUGAGCAUAAGAGCAAGAAGCAUAAGCAUGAAGAGCAUGAAAGCAAGAAGCAUAAAUAUGGGCAUGAAGAGCGCAAGAGUAAAGAGCAUGAGCACAAAGUGCACAAGAGGAAGAAGCAUGAGCAUAAACAUGACCAAAUUUUGGACUUGACGGUAGUGAAGGACAAAUAUCCGUUUUCCAAAGGUGAUGCAAGGAUCCAUACGAUGGUUGAAUAUAUGGCACGUGCCCUCGUUCAGUCUGAGAGCCCAGUAGCUGACAGUCAACUAUUCUUCACGGCAUUUGCACAGAAUUGGUGUGAAAAGAGCACCCCGGAAUAUGCAGAGCUGUUGCGUACAAUCGAUCCUCAUUCACCUGGAAAAUGGCGUGUGAAUGGUCCACUUAUGAACUACAACAAGUUUGCCGAGACGUUUUCGUGUCCAGUGGGAACGCCUAUGAAUCCUGACAAGAAAUGCAUCGUUUGGUGA